UCAUGUGACGUCAUUACGCAAACCCGGAAGCGGCACCUUGCAGUCUGGUCAGUGUUGUGUCGUGUUUUCGGCUGUGUGAGUGUCCGGAUCCGCGGAUGUGUGUUUCCGGGCAGCGCGUGCCCUCGGCUCUGGUUGUUCGGUGUUCAGUGACGCGAUGAUCCCGGUGUCGGUGGUGGUGUGUGUGAUGGGAGGAUGGUGCUCCGUUUAUCUCAUGGACACUCUGCUCAGGUCAUCCAGCUCAAAGAUCCGUUAUGAAUCGUGGCUCUCGUCCAGCGGUGUGUCUCUCUCGCCGUUCCACAUCCGCUGGCACACCAGCCUCUUCAAUUCACUCUUCGCCAGAUGUGCACGUCUCAACCCCCUUUUCCUUUAUAUAUGGUUCAGUGCCGGGAUGGUGUUCGGUGUCGUGGCCAUGUUCGGCUCGGUGCUGCUGCUCGCUCGGACUCUGCUCCAGACUCUGGCUCAGAUGAUGGCCGAGACUCCGGAUGGAUCCCACGAGCAAGUACUCCAGGUGGUGGUUCCGGGGGUAAAUUUGCCGGUCAGUCAGUUGGCCUACUUCUUCAUUGCUAUUCUGGUCAGUGGAGUUAUACACGAGUUUGGCCACGGGGUGGCAGCACUGAGGGAACAGGUGAGGCUGAACGGCUUUGGCAUGUUCCUGUUCGUGAUUUACCCCGGAGCGUUCGUGGAUCUCUUCACCACUCACCUGAACCUCAUCUCACCUAUUCAGCAGCUACGUAUCUUCUGCGCAGGUGUGUGGCAUAACUUCAUGCUGUGUGUGGCAGCAGUGUGUUUCCUCUUCCUGUUGCCGCUCCUCCUCUUCCCAUUCUACUACACCGGAGCUGGAGCGCUCGUCACCGAGGUGGUGGAGGGUUCUCCCUCCAGUGGCCCUCGUGGUCUGUUUGUUGGAGGUCUGGUGACAGGGUUGGACGAGUGUGAGGUCAGUAGCGUGGACUCCUGGCACUCCUGCAUCCAGCAGCUUUCCCUCCGUCCCCCGACAGGAUACUGCGUCCGCCACCACACCCUGCAGCUCCACCACGCCCUCGGCAGAGAGUUCAAGCGUCUGGAUGGAACGAUGGAGUGCUGUGGCAACAACAGCCUCACUGACCUCUGCUUCUACUACACCACACAGAGCAACAACAAACUGUUUGCAUGUUUACCCGCUCGGAAGACGAUCCAGACGAGUCGUACAUGUCGCAGUAACUCAGACUGUGAGACAGACGUGACCCCCAGCGUGUGUGUGAUCCCGUCUCUGGAGAACCAGACGCAUCUUAUUCGGGUGAAACACCCCCCAAGGGACGACAUGCUGUUCGUGGGCUACAUGUCACACCUGCAGUACUCAGUGAGUCUCACUAACUUCGUCCCUCGACUCGGGUUUCUUCACCUUGACCUGCCGGUGAUGCUGGAGACUCUGUGCAAGUACCUGGUGUCGUUAUCUGGCGCUCUGGCGGUGGUGAACGCGGUGCCGUGCUUCGCUCUGGACGGUCAGUGGAUGCUGAACGCCUUCUUGGAGGCCACGCUGAGUUCCCUGCUCCCGGAGAAGAGCAGCCGUGAGCUGGUGGGGUUCUUCAUCCUGCUGGGGGGCAGCGCUCUGCUCGCCGCCAACGUCGCUCUCGGGCUAUGGAUGGUCACGGCUCGAUAACGAAUACUAGGCCUCCUCCAAUCAGUGAUUAGGGGGAGGGGCUAAAAAAUUUCACGUGACCUGUCAAAAAUCCAGCCUCGUUUCUCCAAAGGUUCUUUCACGGUCUUACAUUUCAUCCUGAAUUUCUCCCUCAUAAAACGACAUCCUCCUCAGUGAAGCUUCAUGAAGGUUUGUUCCCUGUGCUGUGGAGUGACCAGGGUGUGGUUAUGGACCAAGAGUUUCCUCUCAACCCUGAAGAGAUAUGGAAACUUCUCCACAUCUCACCUGAAACAGAAGAGCAGCGACUUUCCCCCCAAACGCCUGGUGGUUACAGUGAUUGUGUAAUAAAUGUAUAUACAAAGUGGGUGGAGCUAAUAAUGUCAUUUUUUUUUUUAACUGAGCUGGUUCCUGUAAAUAUAUUGGAACAUAAACAUGAAGCUGAUGUUUUUUUUUUUUUUUGUUCAAUAAACUCCAAACUUGUUCAAUAUGAAAAA
Messenger RNA from Silurus meridionalis, 2109 nucleotides. RefSeq names its product membrane-bound transcription factor peptidase, site 2 (gene mbtps2). Lineage: Eukaryota; Metazoa; Chordata; Actinopteri; Siluriformes; Siluridae. Gene Ontology annotation, cellular component: cytoplasm; membrane. The transcript has 11 exons. The record is from RefSeq and is a predicted model, not a curated record. Gene Ontology annotation, biological process: regulation of response to endoplasmic reticulum stress; membrane protein intracellular domain proteolysis. Gene Ontology annotation, molecular function: metalloendopeptidase activity. Bases 155 to 1636 code for a protein of 493 amino acids.